Messenger RNA from Emericellopsis atlantica, 2246 nucleotides. RefSeq lists its product as uncharacterized. The transcript has 2 exons. Bases 161 to 1972 code for a protein of 603 amino acids. NCBI's taxonomy places the organism in Eukaryota, Fungi, Ascomycota, Sordariomycetes, Hypocreales, Bionectriaceae. The record is from RefSeq and is a predicted model, not a curated record.
GCCAGCCAGCCAGCCAGCCAGCCCUACGGUACCCCCUUCACUUACUCCUGUACACCUCAAAUCGACUUAGCGAUACCCGACCUUAUCCAUCACCACUUCGGAUACACAUACCCCGGCUACACCAUACCAUCUUCUUCCUCACCACUACGCAUCAAACAAUAUGGUUUUCGAAUCGAGUCCCGUCGCCCAAGCCGUCGACGACGACCAUAUAGGUGGCUCCAGCAAUUGUAAUCAAGCAGCACAGCAGCCAGGGCUGCUGUUCGCCAUCGGCCACAGUACUGUGGUCCAACCCGGCUUGUCGAAUCCUGGAUGGGAUCCUGCCAUGCUUGCUCGAAGCAUGUCUCACGUCCCAACUGACGAAUACUUCAGUCAAACAGUUGGUGCGAUCCAGUCGCAGCCGCUUCAGAAGGCUCUGACCCAGCACCCGCAACAACACUACCAAGGCCACAGGGUUGCAGUACCGUUCACAAGUCAGGGCGACCCCAUUGCCAGCAUCAGCGCCGUUCCCAUGAAUCGCUCCCAGUCGGCGCAGCCAGACCUCAUGCGUGGGCAGAUGGGACACCCAAGCAGCACGGGGCAGCCGCUCCCCAUCGUUGACGAGCACGACGUCCUUCAGGGCGUUGGCAAGAGUCCCGCCGACUAUCUUGCUGGUCAGCCCGAUGAAUCGGGCUUUCUGUCUGCUCGCCUUCACGGCUGGGGCAACAUGCCCUUCGACCAGUUUUACUACGCCGACCCGCAGUCGAGAUGCCCUUCAAUGAUCUCCGAUUCCACAAUGCCCGAGGCAGCGCCCAUGACCCGAGGGAACAGCACCAUGUCCAACGCAGUGCAUGUGGGCACACCCAUGGUUCAAUCGACAUCGGCGCAGAGCAUGGUAUACGGACCAGACAUGAACCUGUUCGCAUCCUAUGGCGAUGGCACCAAGGACUCUCUUGUCCCCUUCGACUCGCUCGACGGCUGCGGCGCCAGCUUCAAGCCCCACGGCGACUACACGUCGAAUGACACGGAAGCUGCGAAUGCGAAUCCCGCCCAGUCUGCCGACAUGGAGAGGACCGGGUCGAACGUGAGCACAUCCAGCACCAGCUCCCAGCGGCGGUACCGCGAGCGACAGCAGCAAGUCCUUCGCAACAGUCAAGCGCAGGCCAAGCUGGAACCCAAGCCGCAACCACCCCAGGCCAACGCCGACGCCAAGAAGAACCCAGUUGCCCUCCACAAGUCCACGCAGCAGGCCGCGCCACAGCCUUCCAAGAAGCUUCGCUGCACAGAAUGCACCGACUACACCGAGUUUCGAGGCGACCACGAGCUCCGACGCCACAUGGACGCCAAGCACAACAAGUUCGUCACCGUCUGGCAAUGUCGCGACCCUGCCGCACAGGGCGUGAAUUGCACGGACCGGCCCAAAGUACCCCUACCCGGCUGCAAGAGCUGUGACGCCGGCAAGUUCUACGGCCAAUACUACAAUGCCGCAGCACACCUUCGUCGCGCGCACUUUUCGCCGCGCGAGGCCCGCAGCAACCGCCGCAACUCGAAACAAGAGAAGCGAGGCGGCAGCGCGGGCGGGCACUGGCCUCCCAUGGACGACUUGAAACUCUGGAUGGUCAAGGUGAGCGUGUCCAAGGAGGAUGCCAAGAAGGGCUCCUCCUCGGCCACCUCGAGUCCUUUGGAACCUGCCGCCGGCGCCGACGACGAGAUGAUCAGCUCAGAUGACGCGGAGGUUGGUUCUCAGGAAUCAGGCCCUGCGUCUUUUGGCUUGUCCGAGACCAACCCUACUGGAACCGGGACACCAGACCACAGUGCCUACACUGUCGCGGGUGCGUUCAUGGACUUCAACUACGGGUCGACAAUGCCGGUCAUUGACGGCAUAGGGUACUCGCCCGCAAGCUUCGAGUCCGCUCCAUGGGCCGAUCAUGAUCUCGGCACUUUCGCACACGCACCAUCUUUUGGAUUGGUCGACUCGAUGUUUCCUUCCAACUGAGUACUGCUCCCGUACAUCUCUCUCUGCGCUUGUGCGUUUGGUUCACAUCAUGAUCUUCGCACAUUUUUCUCUUCUCAAAACCAUACUAGGUCUUCCACGAUCUUCUCAAAAACAUUUGCUUACCUGCUCUGCUUGGCGUCGGCACACGGAGCCUGUUUCUUUCUUUCUUCCUUUCCUUUAUUCUUUUAAUUCCUUUUGGGGCUGGCGAAUUGUUUCUUCGCUUCUUUUCUGGUCUGUCAGCCCACUGUACUGAUCACGAUGACAACGAGGGGAG